This is a messenger RNA of Pogona vitticeps (central bearded dragon), 2300 nucleotides long. RefSeq names its product platelet activating factor acetylhydrolase 2 (gene PAFAH2). Gene Ontology annotation, molecular function: 1-alkyl-2-acetylglycerophosphocholine esterase activity. The record is from RefSeq and is a predicted model, not a curated record. Lineage: Eukaryota; Metazoa; Chordata; Lepidosauria; Squamata; Agamidae.
AGAGAAAAGAGGAAGCGCGGCAGAUCUUCGCCGGGUCUCCCCUUUGGAGGGACGGAGAGAGAGAGCAAUGGGUGUGACCCAGUCUUUGGGGCUCCCCCCCGGGAAGGGGUCCUAUCCGGUGGGGUGCACGGACGUGAUGGUGGGACAGGCCCAAAAGGGCGUUUUCUUCCGCUUGUUUUAUCCUUGCGUCCCUCAAGAUGGUGCAGAGCAACCUACCUGGAUCCCCCGCUACGAGUACUUCUGCGGGAUAGCCGAUUACAUGAACAUGAACAGGAAAUGGUGCGCGCCGCUGCUCAACAUGACGUUUGGGUCCUGCAAAAUUCCUGUGAGCUGGGAUGCGCCUUUCCGACCACGUUCCCAAAAGUAUCCAGUGAUCAUAUUCUCCCACGGAUUAGGAGCUUUUCGAACCGCGUACUCUGCCGUCUGUAUUGAAAUGGCCUCCCGAGGCUUUCUAGUGUUGGCACUUGAGCACAGAGACCGCUCUGCCUCUGCCACUUUCUUUUGCAAACCGGAUCCGGAAGCGCCCGAUGGCCCUGGGUCCCAGGUUCAUGAAGAAUGGCUCUCGUAUCAAGGGGUACCCAAAGACCAGAAGGAGUUUCGCUUCCGAAACCCACAGCUCCAUCAAAGAGCCAACGAGUGCAUACGAGGACUCAAGCUCCUUCGAAGCAUCGACACCGGGAAGGCGCCCGUCAACCUCCUGCGCACCGGCUUUGAUCUCUCGACACUGAAGGACAACGUGGAUCUGACCAAAGUUGCAGUCAUGGGCCACUCUUUCGGAGGAGCGACGGCCAUCCUGUCCCUUGUUAAGGAAGCCCAGUUCAAGUGUGCGGUUGCCCUCGAUCCCUGGAUGUUCCCUCUGGAGAAUUCUCUGUACCCCAAAGUGACCAAGCCGGUUCUUUUCAUCAACACGGAAUCAUUCCAGACCCCGGAAAGUGUGGCCAAGAUGAAAAAGAUCACCACCACGAGCGGCGAGUCCAAGAUUAUAACAAUUUUGGGGACCGUCCACCAGAGUCAGACCGACUUCACCUUCCUGGCUGGGAAUCUCGUGAACAGAGUUUUCCAAACGAGAGGCACCAUCGAUCCUUACGAAGGCCUCAACAUCACCAACCAAGCGGCUCUGUCCUUCCUGCAGAAACAUCUCCAGCUGAAAGAAGAUUUUGACCGAUGGGAUGGUCUUCUGGAAGGCAUCGGUGACUACAUUGUUCCAGAUAGCCCUUUGCAGAAAUCCAGUCUUUAGGCACAAAAUACUUUAUCUCUCUCAAAAUACUGUAUCUCUUUGGGGUAUAUUCUGUUUUCCCCACCUUGGAAUGGGGCGGGGGAAGUACCCUCUUAAUGUGCAAUCACAAUCUGAACUCAGGACCCGUCAACAACCUCGCAGGAUUUUCCACAGAGAUGUUCUUAUCGCCCUCCGCUUUCUCUGAAGGUGCUCCUCGCUCCUUCGGUACGACAGAGGGGUGAUCAAAACCAGCCUGCUUCCUCUGUUCCUCCGGACAUUGUUCUGAGAUGUAGAAAUCAGGGGUGCUGUUUUUGGGGGAGCAGCGGAGAGGACCCCCCAAAAAACAGGAAGUUUUGUGGCAGAAGAUCUCCCUGAAUUGGGGGAGGGGGUGGAGGAACCCCUUGGGAGCACGGCGGUCCUCAGACCCGAGGACACGAUUUCCCUCGACCGCUUUUGUAGCCAAACCAUAUUCCACGGGGGAAAAUGGUUACCUUUUUGUUCCUGUUUUGAAUUGGGAGACAAGAACAGGAUUCUAAAGAGGAGAAAGUAACCUUAUCUCACCUGAUGGUGGCUGUUAGAAAAUGGAAGGGAUUGGGUGGUCUGCAGUUCACCCUGGGAACCGAAGCAAAGAUUUUCUGCCAGGCCGAAGGAGCAAUGCUGUGCCGGGGCGUCUGUCUCUGAAUCCUUUCUUGAUCCCUAUGAAUUACUUUCCAGAUAUUUUUAGAGCUACUGUCUUCUUGCCUCCUGACUCCCUCCAGGACCUUUCCAGGUGGUCCUGAGAUUUUUUUUGUAUGUUUGUAUAUAUGCAAUCUUUUGGAGAUACAGAUUUCUUCUGUGUAUCUCCAGUGGACCAAAGGCGUCUGUGAUGGGACAGUUGCAUUAGCAAAGAUGGAAUGAGAGCCCUUGCAGCUUGGAUGGUAAAUAUUUUGUGUCUAGGGCCUCAAAUGCAUCUUGGAAAUGUCCCUUCUGACCUCAUCAUCUUGCCCUUUCCAUGUGGGUCAGCAAAUAUUUAGAGCAGUGGUCCUCAACCUUGGGCCUCCAGAUGUGCUCGGACUACAACUCCCAGAAGCCUUCACCACCACCU